UACGUGCGUAAUGGUAAACGGCGCGUGAGAGAGGGAGAGCUGGACUGGGAAAGCAGGGAGGGAGAGAGACAGAUGUGAACGUGCAGAGUGACUCCAGAGGAGGACCGGGUAGUCAUUGGUGUUUCUAGGUUGGUUGCGCUCAGGAGCCGCUGCCAUGUCAGAGUGAGAGCUGCUUCUUUCAACUUAUGGCUUCUCUUUUUUUUCCCCAUGAAGACCGACUAAACUGAGCCUCUGGGACACAAUGGAGAACAACACAACCAUUUUCCAGGACGUCGCUCGGGUUGUGAAUCUGACAGAAAUGCCUAUGAAUCCUCUCGAAGAACAAGUCAUAACGAUAUUUUUGACGCUGCUCAUUUGUGGGGUCGGGAUUGCGGGGAACAUCAUGGUGGUGCUGGUUGUGAUGCGCACCAAGCACAUGGUCACCCCCACCAACUGCUACCUGGUCAGCUUGGCUGUGGCGGAUCUUAUCGUGCUCCUGGCUGCAGGCCUGCCCAACAUCUCCGACGUUGUGGCUUUCUGGGUGUACGGCUACACAGGGUGCCUCUGUAUAACUUAUCUACAGUACCUCGGCAUCAACGUAUCAUCCUGUUCCAUCACAGCGUUCACCAUCGAACGCUACAUUGCUAUUUGCCACUCCAUAAAGGCCCAGUUCAUAUGCACGGUUUCUCGGGCCAAGAGGAUCAUAGCUGGGGUCUGGAUCUUUACCUCACUCUACUGUACCAUGUGGUUCUUCCUGGUGGACACCGAUGAAACCGUCUAUAUCAAUGGGGUGGUGGUCAACUGCGGAUACAGAGUUUCCAGGAGCCUUUACAUGCCGAUCUACUUCCUGGACUUCACUUUGUUUUAUGUGGUUCCUCUCGCUGUUGCCACUGUCCUGUACGGGCUGAUUGCAAGGAUUUUGUUCAUGAGCCCUCUGCCGUCACACCUGAGCGACGGAACAGGAGGAGGAUCGGUACAUCAGGGUCACUCCAACAGCACCAACAAGACCAACAAGGGGGCAGUUACUGCAAGAAAACAGAUAACCAAGAUGCUGGCUGUGGUGGUCAUCCUCUUCGCCCUGCUGUGGCUGCCCUACCGGACACUGGUGGUUGUCAACUCCCUCAUCGACCCGCCGUAUACCAACACCUGGUUCCUGCUCUUCUGCCGCAUGUGCAUCUACACCAACAGCGCCAUCAACCCCAUCAUCUAUAACCUCAUGUCUCAGAAGUUUCGCGUCGCAUUCAAAAAGCUCUGCAAGUGCCGCUGUGGACGCAGGCAGGCCGAGUACCACAUGCCCAUUUAUUACAGCGUGAUGAAGAACUCCUCGCAUGGGAGCAACGAGCCGGUCACGGAACAGGAAGACGUCAGCGGCAAACCCGCCAACAGGUUCAACCUAACGGACGACGACACAAGUCAGCUCAGCAUUUCCAAAUGA
Menidia menidia (Atlantic silverside) is the source of this 1414-nucleotide messenger RNA. The record is from the annotation of a GenBank genome assembly. NCBI's taxonomy places the organism in Eukaryota, Metazoa, Chordata, Actinopteri, Atheriniformes, Atherinopsidae.